Salvelinus sp. IW2-2015 is the source of this 1274-nucleotide messenger RNA. RefSeq names its product lymphoid enhancer-binding factor 1. The record is from RefSeq and is a predicted model, not a curated record. Gene Ontology annotation, molecular function: DNA-binding transcription factor activity, RNA polymerase II-specific; RNA polymerase II cis-regulatory region sequence-specific DNA binding. Lineage: Eukaryota; Metazoa; Chordata; Actinopteri; Salmoniformes; Salmonidae. Gene Ontology annotation, cellular component: chromatin; beta-catenin-TCF complex. Gene Ontology annotation, biological process: canonical Wnt signaling pathway; regulation of transcription by RNA polymerase II.
ACAGUAUGUAUAAAUCUCCGUACCCCUCGCUCUCUUAGGAGUAUCAAUCGGUGUGGUGUCAAUCACAGCGGCGGCUCCCCUUUCAUCUCGAUCCUCCCAGUCGCUGCGAGAGAGAAGGCAGAGAGAGGAGACAGAGGACGGGAAAGGAGAGCUACAUUACUUACGGAGCGGUGCUCCAGUUUGGAAGUCGGUCCACAGCGUAUCGGUUUAUAACGCACUCCUCGAUCUUUUAUAUAGUUUAUUACUUUUAAUUUAGCCGUUAUUCAGUUCAAGGAUGUAUGUUCAUUUUAAUAGGGAUAGAUACGCAGUAUUGUUUAAGUGGGGAAAAUAAAUCGUGUUCUACUUGUGGCAAACAGGCUGCACGAGAUUCAGAGACGCAUUUUUUAAAUKAUAUUUUUCCUUAUUUUUUUUUCACGAAAGGACUGCAACUCUCACAGGACCCCAGAACGAGGAAAUAUAAGCAGAGKUUUUUUUCUACAUGCACUUUGACCGUUAGCGGAGCUCCCGGGUGUGUGCCCUCCUCUGCCAAAUCUGACGGCACAUCUGACUCUCGUGAUGAGGUUUUGACUUCUGACAUUUUAAAGAGCCGAACUGGCGAGUGCCGCGGGUUGAGCGUGCACUACACAUCCGCUUUUACCGAUAACAUCUUCAGUUUCGAAUAUUUAGAAUCUGAAUCAUUGUAAGAAUCCAUAAUACUUCGAAAAAAAAGGAUCUCCUGUUAAUUUAGCUAAAACAAAAAACGUGAUCGCACGCAGUUUCCUCCAGGGUUCYGAGCGCAACACUUCAAGCCGCUUCAAGGAACAUUUUUGGUUUCCUUUUGGGGAUUUCGAUAGUUCCUCCAAUUUGGACAGUGCGAGUACUUCGACUGAAUCAAAAUGCCCCAACUAGCAGGUGGUGGCGGUGGCGGCGGGGACCCUGAGCUUUGUGCCACCGACGAAAUGAUUCCGUUCAAGGAUGAGGGAGACCAAGAACAAAUAUUCGCAGAACUCAGUCACUCAGAGGAAGACGAGGGAGACUUGGCAGAUAUCAAGUCAUCUUUAGUACAUGAGUCAGAGACGAGUCCAAACAGCAAUCAUGAUGGAACUAGACAAUCCCAAAUAUCCCAAGACUCAUAUCAUGAAAAACACAGAGACCAUCACGAUGAUGGGAAACACCUAGACAUGUACAACAAAGGUCAUCCGUACUCUGGAUACCCAGGUUACAUCAUGAUGACUAAUAUGAACAACGACUCCUACAUGAACAACGGCUCCCUGUCGCCGCCCAUGCCCAGAACG